This is a messenger RNA of Momordica charantia (bitter melon), 2621 nucleotides long. Its product is annotated as RING/U-box superfamily protein. NCBI's taxonomy places the organism in Eukaryota, Viridiplantae, Streptophyta, Magnoliopsida, Cucurbitales, Cucurbitaceae. The record is from RefSeq and is a predicted model, not a curated record.
UUUCUCUUUUCAAUUUCAGCAAACUCACACCAUUACCAAUCGCCGAUCUUCUCCAAACCCAGUGAGUUUCUCUGGUUAUUGAUCAAUAAUUUUGUUAAUUUCGUUUAAGUUUUGAUUCGAAUCCCGUCGGUUUCCGUAAAUCUCCACGAACUUUCAAUCUUUUCUUGAGAUUUCCGUUUGUUUUUAUCUGUAUUUUCAUUCGAAAUCCAAUGGGUUGCACCGUAAGGGAGAAGCAUGUUCGUACGAAUCGUAGGCCUCGAUCGGUGAAAGCCGAAUUCGAUCCGUGUUGUCACCAAGAACGAGCUUCACUCCACAAAUCGGUGCCCGAAUCGAUUUCCAAGCCGUUGGAUUACCAUAUAGGGCUCGGCGAUUCCAACACUGUUACCUCGAGCUCUAAUCCCGCUUCCAACUCGGAGGAUAGUGGAUGGGGUUACUGUACGGAGGAGCAAUUGGAGGAGAUUUUGAUGAAGAAUUUACAAUUUGUUUAUACUGAAGCUAUGUCUAAGCUUCUUGCGUUGGGUUACGAUGAGGAUGUUGCGAUGAGAGCGAUUUUGCAGAAUGGCCAUUGCUAUGGUACCAUGGACGUUCUAACGAAUGUACUGCAUAAUUCGCUGUCGUUUCUGAACGGUACAUGUGAGAAUGCCAACAGAGAAGCUGUUGGAGCUUCUGGCGUUUCUGAUGAUGGUGAUGGUGAUGGUAAUUUGAGUGCGGAUGAUCCUGAGCCUGUGUUCUCUGAUUUGAGGCAAUUGCAGGAGUACUCGUUGGCCGGUAUGGUGUGUUUGUUGCAACAAGUUAGACCUAAUUUGACUAAAGGAGAUGCUAUGUGGUGUCUGCUUAUGAGUGAUCUUCAUGUGGGUCGGGCAAGUGCCAUGGAAAUUCCGGUGCUUCCUUCGCUACCAAGUAAUGUUAAUGGGUUUGGGUCGGCAUCUGGUGCCAAUGUUGAGAAUGGUAAUAGCCAACCAGUGGGAUUUCUAGCACCAUCCCUUUGUAAAUUUCAUGGUGGUUCAGGUUUUGGGAAUGGUGGGAGUCCAGAAUUUUCUCUUAAUGGGUUUCUGUCAUUUCCUCCUGAUAUGCAUUUCUAUAGAGAUAUUGAGUGUCCAAAGAGGUUUAAUCUUUCUCCUUCAAUGAAGUCGUUGUUGAAGAGGAAUGUGACUGCAUUUGCUGCUGGUUUUCGAGCAAACUCGAAGCAUCUUCAGGCUCAGUAUCAAGCUAGUGCAAAUGCAUUACCAAGUGAAAGUUCCCCUGUCGUACAAGGUGCAGCUGCAGUUCCAAUGGAGAAAAGUGAGGAGUCUCAGAUUUCAAGGAACCAAGAUGCUGUUAAUUCAAUGUUGAGUAAAUUUCGUGACUUGAAACUUUAUGAGAAUUUGGAUUUUGUGGCAGAAGAUCAAAAGGAUGAAGUUAUUGUAAAUCUCCUGCAUCAGAUUAAAGAGCUUGAGAGACAAGUAAAGGAGCGGAAAGAGUGGGCGCAUCAAAAGGCAAUGCAAGCUGCAAGGAAACUAAGCCAUGAUCUCACAGAGCUUAAAAUGUUGAGGAUGGAAAGGGAAGAGACCCAACGCCUGAAAAAAGGCAAACAAACUUUAGAGGACACAACAAUGAAACGAUUAUCCGAGAUGGAGAAUGCCUUGAGAAAAGCUAGUGGUCAAGUGGACCGUGCAAAUGCAGCAGUGCGACGACUUGAGACAGAAAAUGCAGAAAUUAGAGCAGAGAUGGAAGCUUUGAAGUUAAGUGCCUCAGAGUCUGUCACAACUUGUUUGGAGGUUGCGAAGAGGGAAAAAAAAUGCCUAAAGAGACUACUGGCCUGGGAAAAGCAAAAAACUAAAUUACAGGAGCUGAUUGCAGAAGAGAAGGAUAAAAUAUCAGAGUUGCAAGAUGAAUUGGAGCGGAUCAAGUUAGCUCAAAAGGAAGCUGAGGUGAGGUGGAGGCAGGAGGUGAAUGCUAAAGAGGCAGCCAUGGCGCAAGUGGAAGACGAAAGACGUAGCAAGGAAGCAGCAGAAGCAAGUAGUAAAAGAAGGCUCGAGGCGCUGCGCCUUAAGAUAGAGAUAGAUUUCCAGCGCCACAAGGACGAUCUCCAAAGGCUCGAACAAGAUCUUUCACGUCUAAAAGCAUCUGCACAAUCCACCGAAUUGCACCACCCAUCUAAUAACACUCCAAAAGGGAACUCCGAAGGUGUAAAACCGGGAGAAACGAUAGCAAAAAUGCUUCGGGAAUUAGAUAGUUACGAGGAUUCUUCAGAGAGAGAGAUCAACCAGGACCACGAAUGCAUGAUAUGCAUGAGAGGUGAGGUCUCUAUCGUAUUCCUGCCUUGUGCUCACCAAGUUCUGUGUGCGAGUUGCAGUGAUAACUAUGGCAAAAAGGGUAAAGCAACAUGCCCGUGCUGCCGGGUUCCCAUAGAACAGCGAAUCCGAGUUUUCGGUGCGAGUUUGUAAUCAAUAGUAUGAGUUUAAAAGAGUGUACUAUGUCCCAAACUGUAACUUUUUUUCUGUGUUUAAGACACUGCAUUUUCACUGCUUGGUGAUGCUUUUGAAUACAUGUACUUGAAUAUGAAUAUGCUUCUGGUAUAUCAUAAUGGUUUAUCAGUGUAAAUAAAUAAACUGAAAGUUGUCUAAGGCAACAUUUCCAAA